Trypanosoma rangeli is the source of this 387-nucleotide messenger RNA. RefSeq lists its product as uncharacterized. The transcript has a single exon. Bases 1 to 387 code for a protein of 128 amino acids. The record is from RefSeq and is a predicted model, not a curated record. NCBI's taxonomy places the organism in Eukaryota, Euglenozoa, Kinetoplastea, Trypanosomatida, Trypanosomatidae.
AUGAACAGGCGCUUGGGCAAUGACCAGCCAGCGCUGCCGGAUGGUGUCCCAGUGACGUACUACGCGACAUGCCGGCGCAUUGAGUACCUCGCGUCGCUUGGGAUGCCGCAGGUGACGCCCUACACAGAGCCCGCGAGGCCGCACGCCCGGACGCUGCCGGAGCCAAGCUCGACGCCGGAGCCAGUACUACCUCCAGCUUCCCCCUCGUCGCCGGGGGCACGCACCAGACUGUCGCGGCAAACGGUGUCCUCCUCUAGAAUCAUGACCCCGCGGGCCAGCAGCCGUCACAAGCAUGAGGUGGACAAGUUUGACAUGGAGGCCGCCUACGCUGCAUUCAUUCGGCGCCUGGAGCGAAAGCUGGACGCAGAGGAUACGAAGAGCGCUUAA